AUGGCGGCGGACACGGACACCCAACAAGGAGAGAGCUAGUGACAGCGAUCUUUAAACCACACCAGAUAUGUCUGCAGUUUAGGCUUGAGAGAUUCCUCUAGGAUACUUCGUAUGAACCCGUUUCUGUCUUGUUUUAGCCACAGAGACUGCGGGGAUGGAAGACGAGGAGCGGCAGAAGAAGCUCGAGGCCGGCAAAGCAAAGCUAGCUGAAUACCGCCAGAGAAAAGCGCACGCCGACUCACAGAAGAAGCAUAAAAAGAAGAAGAAAAAGAAGGCCGCCGAAGGCUUGGAGGGCGACUCGCAGGGAAGGGUGGAGGACGACCCGGACCGGCUCGCAGGAGGAGAGGACGACUUCGGUGAAGGGAGAGAUGAUCCACAAGGACAUGAAGACCCACCCACAACAGAGUUUACCUUCACUAAGACUCUGAGAAGUGGAGAGACCGUCAAGCAUGACCACACCUAUAAGAUAGAGCCAGAGAGUGAAGUUUCCACCACAGCUGAGGAUUACUCCUCAGAGGUAAACGGAUGCCAUGAUGAGAUGAUGGAGAACCUAAUGAUGUCCUCAGAGGAUUUAAUUUGGGAGGAAGUGGAGCCCCUGCCAAAGGUGGCAAAGGGCCACGCAGACGAGGACAUGGAGGAUGCUCUGGAGGCCAAGACCCAAGCUGUGGAGGAGCUGAGUCAGCAGCUGGAGGAAAUCAAGUCUGCCUUUGGCCCAGAAGGAGUUCAGCAGCUCCAGGACUUUGAAGCAGCUCUGAAGCAGCGGGAUGGCAUCAUCACCCAGCUCACAUCUAACCUUCAGGAGGCCCGUGAGGAGAAAGACGAGAUCAUGAAAGAGUUCUUGGCGCUCACAGAACAAAGCCAAAAGCUGCACAUUCAGUUCCAGCAGCUGCAGGCAGGCGAGUCGUUGCGGAACACCAGCCACAGCAGCACAGCAGCCGAUCUCCUGCAGGCCAGACAGCAGCUCGUUCAGUAUCAGCAGCACCUGGAUCAGAUGGACGCUGAGGUCAAAAAGCACCAGGAGCAAAGCAAGGAACAUCUGGAGCACAUCAGCCGGCUCCAGCAGCAGCUCAGCGGGAUGGAGAUGUCAGGAAGAAGAUCAGAGGAAUCAUUUGCGCAAAGAAUAGAUGAAAAGGACCUGCUGAUUGCUGAAGGAGAAAAGGUCAUUUUGAGUCAGGAGCAGUUGCUGGCAGAGUUGAGAACAGCAAAGGAGUCUUUUGCACAAACACUGAAUGAAAGAAAUCUGCUAAUUUCAGAGCAAACUGAAAUAAUCACAGAACAUGAGCGGUCAUUAGCCCUGCUCAGAGAAGAACUUACUCAUGCAGGGAGGACUGCAGAUGAGAAUAUUCUACACGUGUCAGAUGAUAAAGGAUGCAUAACGGAGCUACAGAGGGUCAUUUCAGAACGUGACUCUUCCCUCACGCAGCUGGAGGAUGAGCUGGAGGCCUCUGAGAAACGCCUGCACGACUUCCAACAGCAAGUGGCCGCCAAGGAAUCUGAGCUCGAAUUGUCCUUGGAUGAGUUGGAAAGCACAAAGUCUGAAUUAGUAAAUUGUAAAAGUGAAAUGGAGAGUUGGAAAUUGCAGUUUGAGACAGAGCAAAAGGAGCUGGGAAGCUGUAGAAGUGAACUUGCAGCUUCCAGGCAGAAAGAGCGGAUGUCAUCUAAUGAAGUCAUGCAACUAAUGGGCACCGUAGAAGAUCUGCAGAAACGUUGUCACCAGGGCAGCCUCUAUGAAAGUGACACCAUUCAAAAAAUGCAGGAGGAGACUGUGAGGAAUCUUGAACAUCUCAGGGCUGAGCUGGAUGAGAUGUAUGGCCAGCAGAUAGUACAAAUGAAGCAAGAGCUAAUUCUGCAGCAUGCAACUAGACUGGAGCAAGUGACUGAACAUCAUCGUACUGAGAUUGAGCUCCUAAAGGCGCAGCAAAUAUUCCAAAGAUCCACUGGCAGCACAGAGGUGGAAACUCUUAAUGCUAAGAUUGGGGAGCUUGAGGAGACGUUGGAGCUGUCUCAAGCAAUGAACAAUAAAUCUAAACACGAGUUAACUCGAAUCAUCCAAGAGAAGCGCAACCUGCAGGGCAAGGUCGACGCUCUUUUUCAGGACCUCCAUUCAGCUAAGGAAAAAUUGGAGCUGGUCUCCCAAAAUGUAAUCUCUCAGGAAAGUAACCGGAGUGAACUGCAGCAGCUCCAGGAGACCAUUGUCAAUCUAAAAAGUGAGCUGUCUGCUCUUAAAGAAGCUGCAAAAGAAGCAGAAACGAAACACGAAUCUGAAACAACCAAUUACAAGAUCAAGUUGGAGAUGCUGGAACGGGAGAAGGAUGCUGUUCUGGACCGCAUGGCAGAGUCGCAGGAAGCAGAACUGGAACGGCUCAGGACCCAGAUGCUGUUCAGCCACGAGGAAGAACUCACUCAUCUCAGAGAAGAACUCCAAAGGGAGAGUUUCCUGAACACAGAGAACCUUCUCAAUGAAGCUGCUAUCAGACACGAAAAGGCUCUGGACGAGCUGCGUGUUAAUUAUGCGGAGGAGCUGCAUUUGUUACAAAAGGAGAAGACGAGUUUUGCCAUGGAACGAGAUGAACUUUUGCACCAAAUUCUUGGGCUCAAGGAAGAUCUGAAAAUGGCUUUGCAUAGCUCUAAAGCAGAUGCACUUGUGCAGCAGCUGCAAGAACUUCAAGUGGAACUGGAGGAACUUAGAAAGGGGGCACAGGAAAGAGCUAAAAUACAGAAUGAGUUUCAAAAGUUACAAAAAAUGACAGAGAUGCAUGAAAACCAGACACAAGAAAGAGAACACUAUUGGGAGGAUAGAAUGAAGGAGCAUCAACUUGAAAAGGAGAGUCUUACAGUAGAGAAUAAUAAAAUACAGCAACAGGUAGUGGAGCUUCGUGAUGAAGUAGAAAGACAGAGGACUACUUUCUCAUUUGCAGAAAAGAAUUUUGACGUAAACUAUCAAGAGCUAAAAGAAGAGUACACUUGUCUCAUUGAGGCGAAGACCCAGCUGGAGGAGAGGACACUGAGGGAUACACUUGAGUUUGAGGCGAAAAUUGCCAGCCUUCAGUCCCAGAUUCGUGAGCUAGAGGAGACCGGCAGAGAUAUCAAGAUGGAGGAGGCAAAAAUGGUUAUGGGCGAAGCUGUGACAGAAAAAGACUCUACAGAGUUAAUGGAGAAGCUUAAUGUUACUUUGAGGGAGAAAAGGAGCCUGACUGAACAACUUUCCGAAGUUACUGAACGGUUGAUGUUUACAGAAAGCAGAGUAGGAGAGUUGGAGAAAGAGCUGACGAAAGCUCAACAAGAAAACGAGAAGGUGAUCGCACAAACCGAACACACUGGUAAAGAAUUUGAAACGAACCAGGAGAUUACGAGAGAGCAGAUGACGGGGAAGGAUGCCCGGAGAAAAGCUAAGCCUCAGGAAAAAGAGCAAGCUGUUGAGUCAGUUUGUCCUUCGGAGGAUCAUCACCUUGAGAUUGAAUCUCUACGAGAGGAGACAAAGACUCUUCAGUCCCUCUUGGAUGCCGCUGUAAGAGAAAGAGACAGCAUCCGGCAGACUCUGGAGCUCCACAGGCUUUCACACACUCCGUCUCCAGCGGCGGUGCACUCCUCGGGGGAGGGACCUGUUGAGGGGCGAUCCUCCCCGCAGAAGUCCACAGCCUCCGGGUCCAGCAGGCGCAAGAGACGGCAGAGGCUGAAGCAGGAGCGCAAAGCGGGCACCGCUCUUUCAGACAGCCGGGAGGAAAGACAAAGGGAGGAGGACGAGCAGGCUGUGGUGGAGGAAGAGAGAGCCAGAAGUGCUGCAGAGGAGGAGAUGCAGCCUCAGAUGCAGAGCCAGGUUAUGUCAUGUUCACCAGAGAGGGUGGACGAGGAGGACUUCACUGACGGGUACCAGGGAGACGGAGGCAGAGACUACAUCAACAAAACGGGGAGCAGACAUGGGCCGGGCAGCCACCCAGAGCUUGCUCCGUAUCAGAGAGCAGAGGUGGAUGCAGGGAGCACUGAGCAUGGCGAGUGCAGGCUGCGGAUGGAGGCUCAGCGCCUCAGCAUGUCUCAGAUUCAUGCUGCCCAGCUUGAGCUGCUGCAGGAAGAAACAGAUGCCUGCACACCCUCUCUGGACCAAAGUGACCAAGGUGGACGAAAAACCUUCAAAUACCAGAACAUCAUACAGGCUGUUUCAGAAGAAUGCAAUGAGAUCAUUCAGUCUUUCCACGAAGUUUUUGGUGAAGGAUUUUUGGAAAGUGUCAGCACAGAACGCCCGUCCCUCAUUUCUGUGGAAACACCAGUAACAAGUGAAUCCACCUCCAUUGUCUUUGAGGCCAGAGAGCUACACAGAAAUCUUCUGCAGCUGAGAGAGAGAAUUGAGCAGGAGCAUCGUCAACUUUCUCAGCUCCAGACUCUGCUAAGAACUGAUGGGAACAAGAUAACAGAACUGCAGACGGCCUAUGACGACCUGAAGAGCAGGAGUGAGAAGGAGAUCUCUGACCUGCACGUGCAGGUUGUUACAUUAAGCUCUUCCUCAAGCGGAGAUCUGGAGGAGAGGGGGGCUGCUGCUCCGUCCUUCUCCAUGGAAGUUCAGCGUCUGAAGGCCGAGGCCCAGGAGAAGCAGCUUGGGCUGGAGGAGAGUCACCGGCAGGAGAUGGAGCGUCUCCGAGCGUACUACCAGCAGCAGGCCACCGACACGGAGGAGCGCUACGCCACCGAGCUGUUCGUGCUGCAGCAGCGGCUGCAGGAUACCAGCGGCGCUGAAACCUUCUACAGUGCUUCAGAGUCCAGCACUAUGAGCGUGGAGGAGGAACUGAAGGACUUGAGUGAGGAGGAGCUUUCAGAGGGGGGCGCGGGGUCGCGCUGGUCCGUCAGGUCUUCUGGUUUGACAGCACAGCUGAAAGCACUGAGGAAGGCUCUCUACCACAAGUAUCUCCAGGAAGUGGGAGCUCUCAAAGAACAGCACAGCAGUGAGUUGAGGAGACUGAAGGAAGAAAGGGAAGAGGAGAGUAAAAGACAAACGUUUCGGGAGCACGGAGAGCGGGAUCCCCUCAGUGCCCUUACCACUGGAAGUUCGUCGGAGAGCUUUGGCCUGGUUGAGGAGAGACGACAACGGGAGAGAGUGGAAGAGGCAGUUGCUAAGGCCAUAGUUCAGAUGUCCGUGGAGUUUGCACAGCAGACUGAGUUGGCUCGAAUCAAGAAACGUGCUGUCCGGAUAAGUGCGCCCAUGCAGACCCUGUCGGAUGAGGAAGAGAUGGAGGAGCAGACUCCCAGGGCCUCCCCCACCACAGGUGCCUGGAUGGAGGUUUGGGAAAGAGUACGACUGGAAAGGGAACUGGAGGAGAGGACUACUGAGAUCAGAAACUUAAAGGAGGAGCUGCAGGAAACUAAAACAAGACCUGAGCAGGCGUUAAUGAAGAAAAAUGACAGCGAAGGACAAAUUGAAGAAACAGGAGACACAGAUGUCACGAAACAAGCAGGAGGACUAAACAUUCAUCCAGAGAAUGAUGAGUCUUCUGAUAGAGAUACUGAAAGGAACCUGCUGCAUAAAAUCAACCAGAACCUGAGCGAGGUGCUGGUCGACAUCCUCAAGACGACUGCAGCCGCAGAGGAAACUUUGGGUCUCCACCUGCAAAGUCUAUGUGGUAUUUCUGGUGGCGCGCAGAAGCCCGAGUCCACCUCACAGAGAGAAACCUGGCAGACAGGGAACGCUGAGCCCCUUUUUACAGAAAGCUGCCAGGGCAGUGAAGGCGAUGCGAGCGUGUGGUCUGGGACGUCGGGCGCUGACCCGGGUCCUGAGCUGUACCAGCAGAUGAUGGACACGCUGCUGCUCGGGGCGACGCCUCAGCUCCAGAAUCAGCAAUAUCUGAUGAGCAUCAGCGUCCGACUCCAGAAAGCAUUGGAGAAGAUGUUGAUGGCUCUCACAGACACCACUAAUCAGCUUGAACAUGCCCGGAUGACCCAGACCGAGCUGAUGCGGGAGUCCUUCCGCCACAACCAGGAGAUCAGCGAGCUGCUCCGGAAGCAGGAGGAGCUGCAGGAGAGGCUUGCAGAGGAGGCCCGGACCCGGGAGCAGCUGGCUCUGGAGCUCCAGCGAGCAGAGGGUGUCAUAGAUGGCUACACGGGUGAACGAGCUGCACUGGAGGAGCAGUUGCAGCAGAAGGAAGAGGUCCAGCUGAGCCUGGAGCAGGAGCUGCAGGUUACAAGCAGCCGGCUGCACGAGUUGGAGCAGGACCAACUUCAGAUACAGGAAGACCGUGAGCUGCUGUCACGGCAACAGGAGGCCAUGAAGGAGGAGGCGGGACCACGUGAGCUCUGCCUAGUUGAAGCUGCAAUGGUUGCAGCACCUGAAGCAGACCUGCUGGAUGAGACAGAGAAGCUGAUGAAGGAGAAGGUAGACGUGCAGCGGCAGGCGGAAAAGGAGAACUCUGACCUCCUGAAGCAGGUGAAGCUGCUGGAGGCCGAGCUGGAGGAGCAGGUCAACAGGGUGAUUGAGCUGGAGCACGCCCGGAUGACGGAGAACGGAGACCUCCAACAGCAGAUUCAAGCCCAGGAGAAGCAGCUGGAGAAGAACAGGAAGUUUCUCGACGAGCAAGCUGUGGACCGAGAACACGAGAGGGACUUCUUCCAGCAGGAGAUUCAGAAACUGGAGCAGGAGCUGAAGAGUCCGCAGAAGCAUCAGAUCAACUCCGAGCAAAGGAAUCGAGAGGUGGAGCAGCUCAGCUCCCAGCUGAGGGAGAAGGCGGAUUGGUGCAGUGAGCUGCUGCUCAGCUCCGAGCAGCUGCGUCGUGAGUUGGGAGAGCGAGACGAAGAGAUUGACAAGCUGGAGAGCCGCAUCCGCGAGCUGGAGCAGGCCCUGCUGUCCAGCACCGAGUCCCUGGAGAAGGUUGAUAAAAGAAAGCAGCAUGCGUCCAUCACUGAGGCAGGACACUCCACACUGGAGACUCAGUUACAGACGGAAAGAGAAGCUCUGGAGCGGAAGGAGAAAGAGAUCUGUAACCUGGAGGAGCAGCUGGAGCAGUUCAGAGAGGAGCUGGAGAACAAGAGCGAGGAGGUGCAGCAGCUUCACAUGCAGCUGGAGAUCCAGCGGAAGGAGAUGAGCAGCCAGCAGCAAUACCUAGAAACCAGGGACAGCAUGCUCCAGGUGAUGGAGGAGAAGGACAGAGAAAUAGCUGUUCUUAAUGAACAGAUCUCUAAGCUUCAACACACGGAAACAGCCUUUGAUAACAAGGACAUUGACGAGAGAGAUGAGCUGAUUAAAGACCUGGAGUCUCAAGUGGAGUGCCUGCAGAGCGAACAAGAGCGAUUAAAGAGAAAUAAGGAAGAAGAACUUGACCAGCUGAAUGCAGUCAUUGAGAAACUCCAACAGGAACUUGCCAAUAUUGAGCAAAAACAGGUUGCAGAGGAAGAUGAAGAUGCUAAAGAUGAGCCAGAAAGCAGCACAGUGGGGCCCAGUAAAGAAGAGUACAAUGAAAUGAAGCGGAGGAUGGACCAAGCCCAUAACGAGAUCCACACGCUGAAAACAGAGCACAGCAAGCUGCUGGGGACGUACCUGCGCUUGAAAGAGGGCACGGAAGCCUUAGCGGAGAGUGAAAGACUAGACACCUCAGAUCUGGAAGAAGCUCUUAGAGAGAAAACUGCAGGUGUCGUGGUCUUGCAGGCGCAAGUACAAGCUCUGGAGCAGAGCGCGGCGUCCAGAAUGGAGGAGCUGGGGAGCAGAAUCCAAGAGCUUGAAACCUUGGUGAAUGAAAAGAACUCUGAAAUUAAUCACUGUAAGCUCCUCGUAGAGCAAAGUCAAAGUCAUGCAGAUGAUCUCCAGCGCAAGGUCUCUCGUCUGGAGGAGAAUCUGAGGGAGAAAUUGGCCGAGGGGCUAGUAAUGCAAGCCACUCAGGAGGCCUUCCAGCAGCAACAGAAGCAGGCUAAGACACCGAAACCAGAGCAGGAGGCACCGAGACAAGCUGAGCCACAUGUUCACGGGUUUAGUGAUGUCCUAAUACCCCAAAUGGAUUUCAGUGGGAUGGGUGAAGUAAAACAAGCGCCCACAGGGAAGGUGCUUCAUCUCACGCAGAAGCUCCGGGAUCUGGAGGCGGGACUCAGCGGGAUGCAGAAAGACCAGGAGCUGCAGAAGCAGCUGCUCUGCAGCUCCGAGGAGGAGGUGCUGGAGUACGAGAGGAGGCUGGCUGGGCUCAUGGAUCUGCUCAGUCAGAUGAAGACCGGGACGUCCCAGAGGACACCGGGGUCUGUGGAGGUCUCCACCGAUGAGAAGCCAGCGGUGUCAGAGCUUCUGCAGGAGCUGCAGGAGGUCAGAGACGAGGCCUCGGCCACCAAAGAGCAGCUCAGGAACCACAAGCAGGUCUGCAGCAAGCUGGAGCUGGAGCUCCAGGAAAAAACUGCAACGCUAGAAAGACUUCAGGUUGAACUUCAGAAGAAGUCCCUGAGUGGUGUAGAAGACCCAAAGGUACCAGGGCUUGAAGAGGAACUGGUGAAGGCUCAAAAUGAAGCGUCUGCUACCAAAGAAGAGUUAAACAGCUGCAGGGAGAGUUUGGAGAAACUGCAGGAGCUGCUGCAGGAGCGAGAAAUGACCAUCGCUCAGCUUAAAGGAGAACUUUUCCAGGUAAAAGCUUCGGAGGACGGAUCUGGCAAGACUGAGCUCAUCCAGGAGCUCGACCAGAUCAAAAGCCGUGCGACUUCCACCAAAGAAGAACUAAGGAGCUACCAGGAACUCAAUGAAAAACUUCAGGAGGAUCUCAAAGUCAGUGACGUCUCUGUUUCUAAACUCAAAGAGGAGCUCCAGGAGAUGAAGAGUAAUGUGGAUACCACCAAAGAAGAACUUGGCAGAUACAGGCAGCACAAUGAAAAACUCCUCGAGGAGCUUCACGUCCGUGAAGUUUCCAUUUCAAAGCUGAAAGAGCAACUCCAAGAGGUGCAAGCAGCCCUGAUGAAGACAGCAGAACUUGUUCCGUCGUCACCCUCUCCAUCUCCCUCCCUAACUCCAUCUCCUCAACCUCCUUCUUCUGCCUCUUCCACGGCACAGCCCAAGAGGAAAGGAGGCAAACAGCCGGCCGCCAAGGGAAGCAGUGCUAAAGACAAGCCAUCCCUGUCCAGGAAGAGCUCCGCUCCUCACAGUCAGGCCUCCGGAAAAUCUCCAAGCCCUCGGCCGAGCAGCAGCAGCUCAGCGCAGCGUCACGUAGCCGUGACGGACUCGUUCGCACAGACCGAACCGCUCCAAAUGUCCGAUCUCGGACCGGAGAGCAGCUCUGCCACCAAAGAGGAGAUAGAGGACGUGAUCGGAGAGUUCCAGGAAAAGAUCGUGCAGAUGCAAGAACUCCACGCUGCAGAAAUUCUGGACAUGGAGGCCCGGCACAUUUCUGAGAGCGAGAGCCUUCGCAGGGAAACGCAAGCGCUGGAGAACGAGUGCAAAGCCCUGAAAGCCGUGAUCAACAAACUACGCUCAGCUGAGACUCCCACUGCAAGACCAGACCGUGCUACAUCACAGUUUAAAGACGGCUACACCAGUGACAGCAGCUCAGACUACAGCCAGAGGACUGGAUACGACCUCCCCAGCUUGCAGCAGGAGUUCAGGACCACUCCAGAGGGCGCCAGGAGAGAAGCCGACGAUCCGCUGCCUGACCGGAUCAAGUCAUUGCUCCGUGAGGUGCACCAGGAAGGCAUGCAGGUUCUCUCUCUGUCAGAGCUGCCGCUCCCUGAAGGCGAGCCAGGCAGCCAGGUCGACGUCGAAGGCUCCGUGAGGGAGAGAGACGCCCUGCUGGCAACCGUGGAGUCCCUUAAAAGCCUCAUCACCCAGAUGCAGACACACAGGGAAACACAGACAUCAGGCCAUGCAGACUGGAGGAGGGAUCUUCUGGACGCGGUGCGGCAGGUGUUUGUGAGGGAGAGGAGCGUGCUGAAGAGCGCCCUCUACAGCCAGCUGGACCUGCUGGACACGGGCGACGCCAUCAUCCACCUCAAUCAGCUGGAGCGCAGGCUGGCUGAGCAGGACGCCCAUCACAGAGAGGCCAUGGGUUCACUCAAGACUGCAGAAAGGUCAAGUCUCCUCUCUGAGAUCCAGCAGCUCCGUGCUCAGCUCCAGCAAAUCCAUCAAGAUACCCAGUCUGACCUCCCGUCAGCAGGUGAAUGUAGGAGGAAGGAGCAGAGAGAGGGAGGAGCCGCUGGCGGAGCAGCAGAGACCAACAGGCUGCUGGUGGACGAGCUGAAGGCUGAACUGUCCCAGACUAAACUGGAGCUGGAGACGACACUCAGAGCCCAACAUAAACACCUCAAAGAACUCGACACGCUCAGGGUUGAAGUAUCACAGAAAGCUGCAGAGGGGGAAGUACUGAAUGACCAGCUGAUGGAGGAAAGGAAAAGGACCAGAGACCUUCAAUGGGCGAUAGAGAAGGAGAAAUGUCGAACUGGGAGAAAUGAGUCGAGCAAACAAGAGGAACUGGAGGACCUGCAGCUGUCUCUGGAAGAACAAAAGACGUGCGUGGCCCAGCUGAGCCUGGCCCUGGAGCAGGAGCAGCAGACGACCUCCCAACUCUCCCUGCAGGCCGAGCAGGAGCGGCUCAGCCUCUACAGACAGCUGCAGGAGCUGCAGGUCCAGCUGGAGACCGAGCAGGCCAGGGCUCAGGAGAUGGUCUCUGCCCUGGGGAGGGAGAGGGAGAGGAGGACUGGACUGUCCUCCGACACCGGCCCCUCAAACGGGAAGCAAGCCAGUGAGAAUGAGGAGGAAGGAAGUCUGAUGGAGAGACUCCAGAGAGAGCUGGACGACAAGCACAUCCAGGUGGUCCAUCUCCUCAGUCAGGUUGAAGUUCAGAGGCUGGAAGUCGUACGAAAAGAAGAGGAGCUGACUCUGCUGAAUCAGAGGUCCAGCCGGGACCAGCAGGUGCUGCUGGAGGCUCGGGCCAAGGCCGAGAGGCUGGAGGGACAGAUGUCAGAAGUCCAAGAACAGCUGGAUAGAGCACUGGAGAGUAAAGUUCUUUUGGAGGAGGAGAGGGAGAACCUGACAGAGAGGUUGAACCACUUUGGAGAAGCCCGGGGAACUGGAGCUCUGCAGACUGACAGUCAGAGUCAGGCCACUGGCCGGACCCCCCCCAGCACGGCUCCUCACUCGGACGGUUCUCCAGGCCCCGGUACGGGGCCACACCAAGGGCCGUGGCGCACGGUGGACAGGAUCGUCGGGAAACUCCAGCUCGUUUCUUCAAAGAUCGGCAGCAUCACGAGCAAGACUACCGGCAGGCCGUCCACAGAGGUGGACAGGGAAGAGUUGUCAUGGAUACAGUCCAGCGUCAAUGAGGUCAUCAACAUGCUGCAACAAUCCCCAGGUCUCCCCUCCAUCCCUGAGAGCGCGUCCCUGCUGGCGGGAGGCUCCUCCGGCUCCUCCAACGGCCUGACGGAGCGGCUGCUCAGGCAGAACGCUGAGCUGACGGGUUUCGUCAGCCGUUUGACCGAAGAGAAGAACGAUCUGAGGAACCAUACGCUGCGCCUGGAGGAAGAGCUCCGACACUACCGGCAGAGCGGACUGGGAUCAGGAGACGGCUCCAGCAGGAGAGGAGUGUCAAAGACGGACUCGACAGGAAUGCUGCUCUCUCAGGAACGCGAGGCUUGGAGCCGGGAGAAGAUCCGUCUGGAGAAAGCUUUACACGUCGCUCAGGCCCAAGUGACCCGACUCAGGGGGGAGAUCCGAUCAGACACUCUGAGAGAGAUAACCGGGCCGGAGGCCGACAACGCUACACUGAAGAGGAUGUACGGGAAGUACCUGAGGUCAGAAAGCUUUCGUAAAGCGCUCAUCUACCAGAAGAAGUACCUCCUCCUGCUGCUGGGCGGCUUCCAGGAGUGUGAGGAGGCCACGUUAAUGCUCCUGUCCCGGAUGGGGAGCAGACCUUCGGUCCCCAGCCUGGAACCCCUCGGCCAGCGCCACCGCGGGCUGACGCGCUUCCGCUCUGCUGUCCGAGUCUCUAUCGCCCUGUCCAGAAUGCGUUUCCUUGUGAGGCGAUGGCACAAGGCCGCAGGGAUGAGCUCCACGACGGCCAGUAACAUCAACAAGAAUGGAGCAGGUCUGGAGGUUCGGGACUCGCUGUAUCUUCACCCUGGAAAUGUUGAGAUCCAGAGGGAGAGAGGAGGGGGUGAAGGCGUCUCCAGCAGCAGAGAAAGAAGUGGACACGAGUCCCCGCGAUCGGGCGUCUCGUCCUCCCAUCACAGGUAUCACUUGGUUGCAGAGCACGGGCCUCUCACGUGUUCCCACCUGCAGAGCUACGACCCCGACCGAGCCCUGACCGACUACAUCUCCAGACUGGAGGCCCUGCAGCGGCGGCUGGGCAGCGUGGCCUCAGGUUCUUCUUCGUAUGCUCAAUCGCACUUUGGCUUGAGAAGAUAGAUGCUGACAUGUUCCCAUGGCUUGAAGAAACUCGGUUGCCUUUUCUCCUGCUGAGUGCUCUGCUGUUUUCUAUCAUCCUGCUGUGGACUCGAUAUCUCCAUCUGGACCAAAACAAGUUUUUUUUAUUAGUGUACGAAACGUUGUAUUCAGGCUUUCUUGUUGCCAGCACUUGAAAAACAGCUACGUUUGUUAUUUAAAUGGCCUCUUUGAUGUGGGUGAUCUUCAAUCGUGUAUAUUUGUCUAAUGCUUAUUUAAAGACUUUGUGAUUAAUUUAUAUGUUUGUGUUGUAUGGGUGGAGCGUUAUGUAGAGAAUGUUUGGGUUUAUUAUCGAGGAGGCUGCUACUGGAUAUUCUUCACUACACUGUGUUUUGUUUAGGCCGGAAAGACUACAGAAUAAAUUUGUAGAGAACGUAUUUUUGUAAAGCGUAGGAGCUUUGAAUUUCCGGGGUAUUUUGUCAAAAACUGAAAUAAAGAGGACUACAUUAUUUCAAA
This is a messenger RNA of Cololabis saira (Pacific saury), 12832 nucleotides long. RefSeq names its product A kinase (PRKA) anchor protein 9 (gene akap9). Gene Ontology annotation, molecular function: molecular adaptor activity. The record is from RefSeq and is a predicted model, not a curated record. NCBI's taxonomy places the organism in Eukaryota, Metazoa, Chordata, Actinopteri, Beloniformes, Belonidae. The coding region runs from base 155 to 12340 and encodes 4061 amino acids. Gene Ontology annotation, biological process: signal transduction. The transcript is spliced from 55 exons.